This is a messenger RNA of Micropterus dolomieu (smallmouth bass), 633 nucleotides long. RefSeq names its product small cell adhesion glycoprotein homolog. The record is from RefSeq and is a predicted model, not a curated record. Bases 81 to 401 code for a protein of 106 amino acids. NCBI's taxonomy places the organism in Eukaryota, Metazoa, Chordata, Actinopteri, Centrarchiformes, Centrarchidae. The transcript has 4 exons.
GUCCAGCAUAUGCUCUGUUGUGUUUCUUCUUCUUCUUGUUCUUGGUGACUGAAGAGCUGCUUGCAGAUUCUCAACUGAUCAUGGAUGGUUACACGACUCCUCCCCCUGGAGAUGUCUCAUCAUCUUCUCCUCUUCCUGAGGUUGUGACUAAAGGCAACUACACCGACGAUGGACCAGUCGCAGCCUUAAUCGGAGGGAUCGUGAGUGCAGUGCUGCUGCUGCUAAUCUGCAUGAUAGCAGUGCUGCUUUGGUGCCUGUCCAGACACAAAGGCUCAUACGUCACCAAUGAGAUGGACGAAGACGAAGACGAAGACGAUGUUGAUGGCCACGACGAUGAGUCUGUUGGUUCUGAUACGGCGCUCCAGAGCAAGGAACCUCUGAAGAUCAAGGAGGAGGAGUAAAGGAGGGGAAAAAGAAGAAGACCUGUAAGAUAUGGACUUGAGUUGUGCUGUCGAGGACUAAAGAGCUUUGUUACAUUUAUUUUUUACAUCAUUUUUUUAAAGUAACCGAUUUACUAAAGCUGCACGAAGCAACUUUGCACAUCGCCGCCACCAAACAGCAGCAAGAUACGACUAUUUGACAUGUGAGUCUCCACUUUUCCUGUGAAGCUGCACCAGCCGUUUAAUUUAACGA